CUAUGGCUCCACCAUAAACAAAAAAGCCUCUGUCUGGAUUUCUAAUGUAACUUAGCAACUUGAGGGUUGGGCAAAGAACUCUGCAACACAGAUUUGUUUUGACAACAGACACGCUUCCACAGCAAACAUGGACAAUAAUUAAAUAAACCCAUCUACAAAGUGUUUUUAAAAUGGCAGACCCAGCGGUUGACCAAAUGACAAGACUCAGAUUGAAAAUGUUGGAAAAGAGACUGGAGAAUGAGAGAAAUGACAACAUUGAACGAGAAGGUUCAGCCUUUUCCACAAGAAGUUAUGAUGGGCAGGCAGAUGCAUUACACGGCGCUCUGAGACGGAAGAGAAACCUCCUACAGAGACUGAGGGAACAGCAUAUGAUGGAGGAUCUGGGAAGACCUCACACAUGGGGUGGAUCUCGUAGGCAAUAUCAUUAUCAACCUCUUCUUGGGCCACUGCAGCCUGUGCCUCCUAUACAUAUCCACCAAACUGCACCACCUGCUCCUCUUCCUCCUCUUGCCCCUCAGCCCCCUCAAAUCAUUCAACACACCGUUCCUCAACAGCCAGCCACCAUUAUCCAGCAGUUACCACAGCAACAGCCUCUCAUAGCACAAUUCCCACCUCCACAAACCUUUCCCUACAGAUCAGGAAGUAUUAAAGAAGACAUGGUGGAGUUGAUGCUAAUGCAGAAUGCACAGAUGCACCAGAUCAUCAUGCACAAUAUGAUGCUGAAGGCUCUUCCGCCAAUGGCCAUGUACCCAGGAGGAAGCAACAGUCAAAUCACACCUCUAGCCUCACAUUCAGCAGGGCAGGACCUUCAACAUUCAACAACGAGGGGAGGGGUUGUCCAUCAUCACCAUCACUACGGCUCCCAUGUACCACCUCUUCCUCCAAUUGGCUACUCUUUUUGGCCCUCUUUGAUGCCAGCAGGACAAGCGGGGACUCAUCAGCCAACAGUGCAGCCUGUGAUUGGUCCUGUAAAUCUGCCCCCCUUAAACACAAUGGGAAUUGAUGCGGUGAACUCCAGGACUCCACUUGGACUCUGAAAUAAACAUACGAAAAAUUGCCAAGGGCAGACAGAUCCCUCUUCAUCUUCAAAGACAGAAGAUACAUUGAAAUGGAUGUCUGACAUUAAUUUACAAAUUUCUAUACAGUUACAUCAUUUUGUUAUUUAUAGGGAUUUGUUGUAAGUUUUAUUUUUGUUGUACUGACUGAAGGAUUAAAUAUUAUAAUAAUAAAAAUUAGUGAUAUUUCAAAAUGAGUGCUCAGUUUAAUAAAAAUGUUUUUAAAAAGUCACGUGUGUAGCUGUCGUGGCUGGUUUGCCAUACUAUUGUACAGCAGACCCUUUUAAAAUUUACAUUUCAUGUCUUUGCAGUGUAGUGACCUGUCAUGCUAUAUUUAAAUAGACAAUACAUUUUGUAAUGCUUAGUAAUUACUUGUAAUUGUCUUGCGCAAUAUAAAGCUUAGCUGAAGCUAAGACUGAGAAUAUGUAAUGUCAUGUUGUUUAAAAUACUUUACAUGCCUUUUCCGUGAAAAAACAUAGAACAUUCAAUAAGUAAAACAAGCAUACCCACUCGACAUUUCUUACGCUUUGAGACACGUGAUCUUCAGUUGCGCGUCUGAUUGGUUGCAUUAUUUGUCCCGCCAAAUAUUUAGCUGUAAAACUAAUCACCUUACUCAUAUACCAACAAUUCA
This is a messenger RNA of Cyprinus carpio (common carp), 1686 nucleotides long. RefSeq names its product chromosome B6 C21orf58 homolog (gene cb6h21orf58). NCBI's taxonomy places the organism in Eukaryota, Metazoa, Chordata, Actinopteri, Cypriniformes, Cyprinidae. The record is from RefSeq and is a predicted model, not a curated record.